AUGCGAGGACACAGCAAGAAGGGAGCCAUCUGUGAGCAAAAAGAGGCCUCAGAAGAAACCAACCCUCCUGACGCCUUGAUCUUCGACUUCCAGCCUCGAGAACUAUCUCUGAGCCUCCUGCAUGAAAGUGCUGGCACAGCUUUCCAACUUGCCGGGCACGAUGGCUCCCGCAAAGAGGGUGGAGAGAAGAAGAAGGGCCACUCCACCAUCAACGAGGUGGUGACCAAGGAGUACACCAUCAACAUCCACAAGCACAUCCAUGGCGUGGGUUUCAAGAAGCGUGCCCCUCGGGCACUCAAGGAGAUCCGGGAAUUUGCCAUGAAGGAGAUGGGAACUCCAGAUGUGCGCAUUGACACCAGGCUCAACAAAGCUGUCUGGGCCAAAAGAAUAAGGAAUGUCCCAUAUCAUAUCCGGGUAUGUUUGUCCAGAAAACGUAAUGAGGAUGAAGAUUCACCAAACGAGCUAUAUACAUUGGUUGCCUAUGUGCCUGUCACCACUUUCAAAUAUCUACAGACCGUUAACAUGAACGAGAACUAAUGCUGAUGGUCGAAUAAAGUUAUACAACUGCCAAAAAAAAAAAAA
Myotis daubentonii (Daubenton's bat) is the source of this 582-nucleotide messenger RNA. RefSeq names its product large ribosomal subunit protein eL31-like. The coding region runs from base 1 to 537 and encodes 178 amino acids. The transcript is spliced from 3 exons. NCBI's taxonomy places the organism in Eukaryota, Metazoa, Chordata, Mammalia, Chiroptera, Vespertilionidae. The record is from RefSeq and is a predicted model, not a curated record.